CAAAAUUUUUUGCUCGACGAAAUUUCCAGUUCCAGAUUCUCACUAAAAACAAAAGAAAACAAAUCAUCAACUUUGAAUAACUAAGUUAAUAGAUCUAUGGCCAUGCUUCGAUUAUAUAGUGUAUUAUUGGUUACAUUGACCUAUGUCAUUGGCAUAGCUCAAGGGUUCUAUUUACCAGGAGUUGCUCCUACCAAUUAUAAAGCGGGAGAUAGUAUUCCAUUACUUGUUAAUCAUUUAACACCAUCUUUACAUCAUUUAUCAACAACUAAUAGUAAAUUUAAAUCAGAUACUUAUGUUUAUUCAUAUGAUUAUUAUUAUCCAAAAUUUCAUUUUUGUCAACCAGAAGGUGGACCAGUAAAGCAACUGGAAUCUUUAGGAGCAAUUAUCUUUGGUGAUAGAAUUUUUAAUUCACCAUUUGAUAUUAAAAUGAAAGAAGAUAAAUCAUGUAUUCUGUUAUGUAGUACAACUUAUACAAAAACUGAUUCAGUAUUUGUUAAUAGAAAUAUUAGAGCUAGUUAUAAUCAUAAUUGGAUUGUUGAUGGAUUACCAGCAGCAAAUCAUGUAUUUGAUGAAAGAACUAAAACUGAUUUUUAUGGAUCAGGAUUUCAUAUUGGAGAAGUUGAUUCAGAAAAUAAUGCUCAUUUAUUUAAUCAUUUUGAUAUUAAUAUUGAAUAUCAUCCAAUUGCAAAUGAAGAAUUUAGAGUAGUUGGAGUUACUGUUAAACCAAGCUCAUUAGAUAGAAGUGCUGUUAGUAAAGAUGCUGGAAAGGAACAAAUUUGUGGAGGAGAUCUUAAUCCAAUUACUUUAUCAAGAGAAAAGGAAACUAAUGUAUUAUUUACUUAUUCAGUUACAUUUCAAGAAUCAGAUACUGCUUGGGCAACAAGAUGGGAUAAAUAUUUACAUGUUUAUGAUCCAAAAAUUCAAUGGUUUUCAUUAAUUAAUUUUUCAUUAGUUGUACUUAUUCUUGGAAUUAUUAUUGCUCAUAUUUUAGUUAGAACAUUAAAGAAUGAUAUUGUUAAAUAUAACGAAGUUAAUUUAGAUGAUGAUAUUUCUGAUGAAAGUGGUUGGAAAUUAGUUCAUGGUGAUAUUUUUAGACCUCCAAAGCAAAGACUUUUAUUAUCUGUAUUAGUUGGUAGUGGUAUUCAAAUUUUACUUAUGGGAUUAGUUACUAUUGGAUUUGCAUUAUUUGGAUUAUUAUCUCCAUCUAAUAGAGGUUCAUUAACUACAUUUAUGUUUAUUUUAUUCAUAUUCUUUAGUUUUGUUUCAUCAUAUGUUUCAUCAUAUGUUUAUCGAUUCUUUGGAGGUGAUAAUUGGAAAUUAAAUUUAGCUUUAACCACAUUACUUGUUCCAGGAACAUUAUUUGGAAUUUUUAUAUUAUUAAACUUCUUUUUAAUUUCAGUUGGAUCUUCUGGUGCAAUUCCAAUGGGUACUUUAGUUGCUAUAGUUGUUAUUUGGUUUGUGGUAUCAAUUCCUUUAGCUAUAGCCGGUUCAAUUCUUUCAGCUAAACGUCCAUUAAUUAGUGUUCCAGUUCGUACUAAUCAAAUUCCUCGUCAAAUUCCUCAACAACCAUGGUAUUUACGUACAAUUCCAAUUAUGUUAAUUUCCGGAAUUUUCCCAUUUGGAUCAAUUGCUGUUGAAAUGUACUUUAUUUAUUCAUCAAUUUGGUUUAAUCGAAUUUUCUACAUGUUUGGAUUUUUAUUCUUUUGUUUCUUAUUAAUGAUUUUAACAACUUCAUUAAUUUCAGUAUUAACUAUUUACUAUACUUUAUGUUCAGAAAAUUAUAAAUGGCAAUGGAAAUCAUGGUUUGUUGGUGGAGGAUGUGCAGUUUAUGUAUUUUUACAUUCAUUAUUCUUAACUGGUGGUGAAAGAUUAGGAGGAGUUGCAUCAUUCCUGAUUUAUGUUGGUUAUUCGAUUGUAAUUUCAUUAGUUGUAUUUCUCUGUUGUGGAUCCAUUGGAUUCGUUAGUACUUUAUUCUUUGUCAGAAAGAUUUAUUCUCAAAUUAAGAUUGAUUAGUAAUUGUUAAUAUUAUUCUUAUUCUUAUUAGUAUAUUAUUAUUAUUAUUAUUCAUUCAUUUACUUACUCAUCUAUAUAGUAUAUACACA
Scheffersomyces amazonensis is the source of this 2102-nucleotide messenger RNA. It is a transcript of the gene EMP70, whose product is annotated as Emp70p. Bases 97 to 2013 code for a protein of 638 amino acids. Gene Ontology annotation, cellular component: endosome; fungal-type vacuole membrane. The transcript has a single exon. NCBI's taxonomy places the organism in Eukaryota, Fungi, Ascomycota, Pichiomycetes, Serinales, Debaryomycetaceae. Gene Ontology annotation, biological process: protein localization to membrane; vacuolar transport. The record is from RefSeq and is a predicted model, not a curated record.